This is a messenger RNA of Pseudozyma flocculosa PF-1, 1206 nucleotides long. RefSeq lists its product as uncharacterized. NCBI's taxonomy places the organism in Eukaryota, Fungi, Basidiomycota, Ustilaginomycetes, Ustilaginales, Ustilaginaceae. Gene Ontology annotation, biological process: regulation of DNA-templated transcription. The record is from RefSeq and is a predicted model, not a curated record. Gene Ontology annotation, molecular function: DNA-binding transcription factor activity. The transcript is spliced from 2 exons. The coding region runs from base 1 to 1206 and encodes 401 amino acids.
AUGUCGACUCACGGUACCAACGCGCUCGAUGGCGCCGCCGCCGCCCUGCCGCCCCUCGCUGGCGCGCAGCUUGCCGGUGACGACAAGCACGACGGAGGUUUUAACGCCACCUUCGGCCUUAACCCCAUGUCGGCCGAUGACCCUUCUUGGAUCGGACACGGCUUCCAGGCUCAGGCCGCCGAGGACUUCCUCUCUUCGCCAGAGUGGACCGACCCCUCGCCUGCCCUCACCGACUCGAUGUCUUUCGACCUCGACUCCUAUGACGGAGAGCACGGCGUUCCCGGCAUCGCCGGCGCCCCGCUCUUCUCGCCCAUGGACGGCUACGCCUCCUCGAACGUCAGCCCCUUCGAGGCCAGCCACAACGACUUUGGCGGCACCGCCGUCGGAGACUUUGGACCUUCGGAGAUGGGCCCCGACUUCACCCUUUUCCCCGAGGCCGCCGCCGAGCGCAAGCGACCCGCCGAGAUGGCCUUUAGCCAGGCGCAGCAGCCCGGCCAGGAGGACCUCGCCGUCACGCUCCUUCGCGCGCUCAGCAGCGCCGCGCUGCAGGGUGCCAGCGUCGCCGCUCCGGCGACCAGCGCUCCGAUGCCGACACCCACCCCCGCCCACACCAACACCCCCGCCCACACGACGUCGCCGCUCCUGGUCUCGAGCGACAUCAUCACCCCCGCCGUCGUCGCGCAAGAGCCUCCGACAUCGGCGGCGCCUGCAUCGUCCACGGCGCCGGCAUCGGCUCCUGCCCCUUCGGCAGCCGCUGCCCCUGCUGCUCCGAAGAAGGCCGCCGAGCGUGCCACGAGCCCAGACCUCGCCCGUCGGUCGUCGUCGACCUCGUCGGGCAAGCCCGAGUCGCGCGGCACCAAGCGCCGCUUCGACCCUUCGGACCUGCUGCCCCUUGACGCGCCCAUCCAGCCUCGCAAGUACCACACCGUCUCGGCAACUUCGCGACGCGACACGCCCAGCGGUGGCGCCGCGACGGCCGAGGGCGAUGAUCCUUUUGCCGACGAGGAGGCUGCCAUCCGCAAGGAGAAGGACCCGCGCGUGGCCAAGCGACUCAGCAACACCCUUGCUGCCCGCCGCAGCCGUCACCGCAAGGCCGAGGAGCUUCGCACGCUGCACGAGACCAUCGACAGCCUCCGCAACGAGGUCGAGAUGUGGAAGAAGCGCUGCGAGCGGGCCGAAAAGGAGCGCGACGAGGCUCGCGCCUGA